AUGAGAGCUUUGAGUUCACACUCAGCGAUCUCAGCGCCAAGAAGGUGUGCACGCUUUUUUGUCCUCUUGGUCCUACCAUGCGGCUUCUUGCUGCCGUGCUUUGCUGGCUUCUCUCUAUCGCUCCAUUUGGAGCCAUGGAGAAUGCAGCAGAUCGCCCAGGUGGAGAUGAGCGCUUCUCGCAGAGAUGUGAUGAUUGGAGCUGCAUUGUCGCAAGCUGAGUUGCAGCAGGUGAAGCCCAUUUGUGAAGUUCAAUUGCAUCGCGUGAAGCCUGUUCAAGGACAAGUUGGGGGCCAAUUCGCCAGCAUCAGUGCCUUGCUCGGAGGAAAAUCGGUUGAGCUCAUGCUUGAUACUGGUCUUUCUGAAGGGAUGGUGACUCCUUCUCUGGCCAAGCAGUUGAAGCUUCCGUCCGUGGGGAGCGCAGAAGGUGCUACAGCAACUGGUGGAGCUACUGUGGAGCUCGUAGAGCUUCGAGAUUUGAUAUUGGAAUGCGGUGAGUUGUUGGCGCCUGUUACAGCAGCGGUGGCCAGCUUUCCGGAAGAGAACAUCGAUGAGAAUUGGUCCUUGACAGGGAUGCUGGGAUAUCAAGUUUUGCAAAACUACGAUGCAGACAUUGACUUUCCAAGAGGCAAGCUGCGUUUAUGGCGUCCAGGUGAAGGAGCAGCUGUGGCUCGACAGGCAGGUCUGGCAGAUGUGGAGGCCGUGGUUUUAUCUGACUUCGCGAUCCUCGGGGUGCGUGUUCUGCAGCCCGGAGGCAGAGCAGCCGCAGCGUUGGGCAUAGUGGACACCGGUGCCGGCUUCUCUGCCAUCACUCCGUCCGCAGCGGAGCUGCUGAAGGCUCAAGCAGGAAGGAAGGCGGUGACCAUCGUUGGUGUGGAUGGAAAGCCAGUCCAAAUGCCUCUGAGCUCUGAAGUAACUUUGCGUUUGGGAGGCAGAGCUUUGACAGAUGGUGGAUGGGAAACUGCCGUAUCCUUGAAGACUACCAGAGUUGCUCUUGGGGAUCUGCCUGCGCUUCAGACUUUUGCCAAUGGCAAGCCAGCUGUCCUUCUUGGAUUGGACGUCCUUGGAGGUCGUCGUUUGGUUUUUGCCGCCGGCAGUGGGCCAAGGCGUCAUUUGUUCAUUGGCCCCGAGGAUCGAUAA
Messenger RNA from Effrenium voratum, 1137 nucleotides. The record is from the annotation of a GenBank genome assembly. NCBI's taxonomy places the organism in Eukaryota, Dinophyceae, Suessiales, Symbiodiniaceae.